ACUCACUUCGAAUAAAAUCACAUCUAGUAUAAGAUAAUAUAAAUCUUAAAAAAAUGAAACAAACAUUUUCAAACUGAUAAGCAUUUGAAUGAAACUCUGUUUCUGUAACCUGAAAUAACUAUCCUCACUGUUUGAAGGUCUUGGUGAUGAUAUUAAGAGGGAGUGUACAUUCCGUGUGUAUCUAUCUAUAGAUAGUCUUCUUGUGUUUCUUUGAAGGACAAAAAAAACUAUUUUAAGACCAGUUCAACAGAAAACUGGUGUGCAGACCACGAUCGCAGUUGUAAUGAAGUUUUCUAAAAUGGCAACCACUCCUUUUUUCUUUAAGAACCAGUCAUUCUUUCUCUAAACCCUAAUCUCUUCUUCUCUAUAAACUCAUCUUCUAACUCUUGUUCUCAAUCAUCCUCUUUUUCAAAGCUUCCUAGCUAACAAAACCCCAAUAAAGAGAUGGAUCAAACAGAGCUUUCCCGGAUAUUCCAAAUGUUCGACAGGAACGGUGACGGCAAAAUCACCAAACAAGAGCUGAACGAUUCGUUAGAGAAUCUCGGAAUCUACAUCCCGGACAAAGACUUGGUGCAGAUGAUCGAGAAGAUUGAUCUCAACGGUGACGGGUACGUGGACAUCGAAGAGUUCGGAGGGCUGUACCAGUCGAUCAUGGACGACAGAGACGAGGAGGAAGACAUCAUAGAGGCGUUCAACGUGUUUGAUCAGAACCGUGACGGGUUCAUCACGGUGGAAGAGCUGAGAUCCGUGUUAUCUUCCUUGGGGCUCAAGCAAGGAAGAACCCUAGAGGAUUGUAAGAGGAUGAUAAGUAAAGUGGACGUUGAUGGAGAUGGGAUGGUGAAUUUCAAAGAGUUUAAGCAAAUGAUGAAAGGUGGUGGAUUUGCCGUUUUAGAAUCAAGCUUGUAAAACAAACAAACAAAACCCAUUUUUGGGUUAGGGUUUGAGAUCAACAUCAUUGUUUUUUUUCCUCGGAAUGAUUAGGGCUAAACCUCGAAAGAUAAUUAACAAAAUGGAUCAAGCUUCGUUUUUGAAUGCUUCUCCACAAAAUAUUGUUGAUGGAUUUGCUAUGUGGGAUUUGGAAAACAAACAUAUAUAAUUUUGAUUUUGAUGUUUUACAUUGUUGAGGAUUCUUUUAUUUAUUUGUAAUAUAUGGUUGUGAAUUGUG
Molecule: messenger RNA, 1165 nt
Organism: Brassica napus (rape)
Lineage: Eukaryota; Viridiplantae; Streptophyta; Magnoliopsida; Brassicales; Brassicaceae
Product: calmodulin-like protein 3
Exons: 1
Coding region: 445-906 (153 amino acids)
Molecular function (GO): calcium ion binding
Source: RefSeq, a predicted model, not a curated record